Vidua chalybeata is the source of this 1549-nucleotide messenger RNA. RefSeq names its product family with sequence similarity 118 member B (gene SIRAL1). The record is from RefSeq and is a predicted model, not a curated record. Lineage: Eukaryota; Metazoa; Chordata; Aves; Passeriformes; Viduidae.
GGGGCGGGGCCGGGCGCGCGGCGGCUGCGCGCGGCGCGGCGGCGUCUCCUCAAUGGGGCCGCGCGCGCGGCGCCAGAAACUGGAUGGCUUCUACAGUGAGCCUGGGCAAGGAAUCAUUAUUGGAAGAUGGAAUGCCACCUGCAAAAAAGCCCAGGAAGCUGUUGCCCAGCCUCAAAACCAAGAAGCCUCGGGAACUUGUUUUGGUGAUUGGGACAGGAAUUAGUGCUGCAGUUGCUCCCCAAGUCCCAGCGCUGAAGUCUUGGAAGGGGCUCAUUCAGGCCCUCCUGGAUGCUGCUAUUGACUUUGAUCUCCUGGAAGAUGAAGAGAGCAAACGGUUCCAGAAGUGUCUUCACGAAGACAAGAACCUGGUCCAUGUUGCCCACGACCUUAUUCAGAAGCUGUCUCCGCGCACAAGCAACGUUCGCUCAACCUUUUUCAAGGACUGUUUAUAUGAGGUGUUUGAUGACCUGGAAUCCAAAAUGGAAGAUUCUGGAAAGCAGCUGCUUCAGUCUGUGCUUCACUUGAUGGAAAACGGGGCUCUUGUGUUAACCACAAACUUUGAUAACCUGCUGGAGCUGUAUGCAGCACACCAGGGGAAGCACCUUGAGUCUCUUGACCUGACUGAUGAAAAGAAGGUGCUGGAGUGGGCGCAAGAGAAGAGGAAGCUCAGUGUCCUGCACAUCCACGGCGUCUACACCAACCCCAGCGGCAUCGUCCUGCACCCAGCCGGAUACCAGAACGUGCUGCGCAACACCGAGGUCAUGCGAGAGAUUCAGAAGCUGUAUGAAAAUAAGUCCUUCCUCUUCUUGGGCUGUGGUUGGACAGUUGAUGACACCACGUUUCAGGCCCUGUUUUUAGAGGCUGUCAAGCACAAGUCAGACCUGGAGCAUUUCAUGCUGGUGCGGAGAGGGGAUGUGGAUGAGUUCAAGAAGCUCCGUGAGAACAUGCUGGACAAAGGGAUCAAAGUGAUUUCCUAUGGAGACGAAUACGCUGACUUGCCCGAGUACUUUGAGCGGCUGACAAGUGAGAUUGCCAUGCGGGGCCGCACAGGUGUGCCCAAGGAGGGGCAGCAGCUGAACGGCUCUGCCACUGCCCACGCUGAGGUAAAAGCCUUUGCUUCCACACAGGAUGCAGCCCCUGAGCCUCAGCCCUGCCCAGGCCCUGAGCUGUGGCAGGGACUCCUGGGACAGGCCCAGGCCAGGCCAGCAGCCCUCACGGAGGCCGGAGCCCACCAGUGUCCACUGCUGUCCAGCACCGAGCCAGGAGCCUUCCGGCAGGGACGAGGCCAGGACAGAGCCACCACGGAUGAACACCUGUCCUGACACAGUAAUUGUGGUUUUACUGGGGCUGCAUGUGCCUGCGGAGCGCGGUAUCCCCGAGGGAGCUGCAGCCUCCUCUAACUUCAUACCUAGUGCUUUUAUAUUCUGUAUUUCAAUUAAAAAUGAAACUUGAGCUUUUUUUUUUACUGGAAGCUCUAGUUUUCUAGUCCUGUCUUUUUACUGUACAGUAUUUUGUAUGUUGAAGUUGUAUUAAAGGCCUGUUCACUGAA